AUGGAAUCUGAAUCAUCCUCCUUACAAUGGCCACAACCUUGCCGACACUUUAAAUUCCCUGAAAUCCGAUUAGCAACCAGAAACUUCGAUGAAUCACUAGUUAUUGGGCAUGGGGGAUUCGGAAAAGUUUACAAAGCUACCAUCCACAAUGGAUCAAGUCUUGUUGUUGCUGCCAUUAAACGACUGGAUUCCAAGUCCGAUCAAGGAGCCGAUGAGUUUUGGGCCGAAGUGAAGAUGCUUUCCAAGUUACGCCAUUGUCACUUAGUAUCUUUGAUUGGUUAUUGCGAUGAUGGGAAAGAAAUGAUCCUUAUCUACGAAUAUAUGCCUCAUGGAUCACUUGAAGAUCAUCUCCACAAACAUUCUACUCAUCUUUCAUGGCUUCAGAGGCUCAAACUCUGCAUCGGUGCAGCUCGCGGGUUAGAUUACCUCCACACGGGUACAGGCAUCGAGUUUGGAGUCAUUCAUCGUGAUGUGAAGAGUGCAAAUAUUUUGUUGCAUGAAAGUUGGGCUGCUAAAAUAGCGGACUUUGGGCUGUCCAAGAUAGGCCCAAAGGAUCAGCCUUUGAGUCAUGUGUUGACUCUUGUGAAAGGAACUUUCGGGUAUCUGGAUCCAGAUUACUUCUUAACUGGAAGGUUGACUAGAAAGUCCGAUGUUUAUGCUUUUGGGGUGGUUUUGUUUGAAGUGUUGUGUCGGAAACGUGCAUUGGAUGUAAGUCGUGAUAAGGAGGAGCAUCACAGUUUAGCAAGAUGGGUAGAAGAUUGUAUCAAAGAAGGCACUUUGAAGCAUUUGAUUGAUUCUGAUAUAAGGGAUCAAAUAUUACCAAAAUGUUUGAAGGGGUUUGUUCGUAUUGCAGAGCGUUGUUUGCAUAGCAGUAGAAAUCAUCGUCCUACAAUGGCUGAAGUUGUGGUUACUCUUGAGUCUGUUUUGGCCUUACAAGAGAAAAACGAUAAUUCAUUGCAAUCGGGGAGUAGAACAAUACUUGGUAGAAUGGUUGAUAUGUUACCAUUUGCAUAUAACGCAGAGAAUUCAGGUUGGGUUGACAAGAACACUUUUGGCCCUUCAACCCCUGGUGUUGAAAUUGUUGUUGCUGUUAAAAAAACACGCCAAGAAAGCUUUCAAGGACAUGAUGAAUGGUUGGGAUCAAGAGCAGUAGAUUGUUUCACAGAAUAUGGUGAAUGGAGUAGGUAUAAACUAGAGGAGGUGAUAGGCACAGGAAGCUCAGGUGUUGUGUGUUCAGCAUUUGAUACUUUUGUUGGAGAAAAAGUAGCUAUAAAAAAGAUAAACGACAUUUUUGAACAGGGCUUUGUUGCCACUCGCAUCCUUCGUGAGAUUCUGCUUCUUAGGCUCCUUCGACAUCCAGACAUUGUGGAAAUAAAACACAUCUUAUUGCCUCCUUCCAGAAGAGAAUUCAGUGAUAUAUAUGUUGUGUUUGAGCUUAUGGAAUCCGAUUUACAUCAGGUUAUCAAAACAAAUGAAAAGUUAACACCAGAACAAUGUCGUUUCUUUCUCUAUCAGCUUCUUCGAGGAUUGAAAUACAUGCACUCAGCAAAUGUGUUUCAUAGAGAUCUAAAACCUAAAAAUAUUUUGGUCAAUGCUGAUUGCAAGGUCAAGAUAUGUGACUUUGGUAUUGCAAGAGUUGUCUUCAAUGAUACACCUACUGCAGUAUGCUGGACAGAUUAUGUUGCAACAAGAUGGUAUAGGGCUCCUGAGUUGUGUGGAUCUUUUUUCUCUAAGUACACACAGGCUAUAGACACAUGGAGCAUCGGUUGUAUUUUUGCAGAACUUUUAACUGGAAAGCCUCUCUUCCCUGGGAAAAGUGUGUUUCAUCAGUUGGAUCUGAUGACUGAUCUUUUGGGAACACCAUCAACCGAAGCUAUAUCCAGAAUACGACAUGAGAAGGCGAUGAAAUACUUAAGCAAAAUGAGGAAGAAAAAGCCGAUUCCCUUCUCCAGAAAGUUUCCAAAUGCAGAUCCACUUGCUCUUCGAUUAUUAGAAAGAAUGCUUGCUUUUGAUCCUAACAAUCGUCCUACUGCUGAAGAGGCUCUUUCGGAUCCAUAUUUUAAGAAUUUGGGUAAAGUUGAGAGGGAGUCUUCUUCUCGACCUAUCGCAAAGAGGGAAUUCGAGUUUGAAAAAAGAAGACUUAGUACAGAGGAUAUACGCGAACGUAUCUACAAGGAGAUUCUUGAAUAUCAUCCCAAUAUGUUGAAGGAUGGAAGCGAACAACCAGGCUUCAUGUAUCCAAGUGCUUUUGACAAAUUCAAGAAGCAAUUUUCUGAUAAGGAGGAGCAUUACAGCAAGGGUAAAGUUGCUGCUCCCCUAUUGAGACGCCAGUCCUUAUCUUUGCCAAGGGCUUCCAUUUUAUACCCAAAAGAGACUACACAAACUAGUUCAAUCAAAGAAUCCAGGACACAAUGCAUGACUUCUGAGAUGCCAAAUUCAAUACCACUUCUACAAUUUCCUCAAGUCGAACGCCUCAACAAAGCUGCCAUUCUCUUGCGAUUGCUUGAUUCUGAAGCUCAGAAUUGUCGUUAUAAAGAUUUUCUCAAGGCCAUGGAGGAUUCCAUUACACAGUUCUGUGAUGGUGUAGCUCGAUUCUGCAACCACCUUGAAUCCAGCUCAGCCGCCCUCCUCCAAUCUGUCAACCGCCGCUCAAUCCCUUUUGAUUCUGCUUCAUUGUCAUUUGUGCAAUGUCUGAACCGAAGAGUAUCAACUGCCACCAGUGACCUCAACCUUCUUGAGUCCAUGUCCUUUGACACUGUCUCAUUUGAGGAGUUGCUUGGACACUGCAAUGAGGUUUACAAAAACAAUCAAAAUCAAAUUCUUCAACUUGAGGAUCACCUUUCUGCUUUUGGAUAUGUUCCUGAAGUGGAGAUUGAUGAACCAGAAGAUGACUUCAUAGAGUCACAACCAAAUACUAGUUUGGAUUUCAAGAACACCAUGGAAGAUGAUUCUUUAUUCGAAGAUACACUGAGUUUGCAGAAUCUUGGGAUUUCAAAUGCUUCUCUUGCCACUAUUGUAUCUGAAGGUAAAAACAAGAUUGACAUGAAUGGAUUGUAUGAGCCAGCAAUGGAUACCCCAGAAGUAGAAAAAGAUGAACAAAAUGAGUUGAAGCCAUUUGAAGAUUCAAAAUCUUUAAUUUGUGUGGGUAAAGUUGUUUAUGAAAGUCUUCCUUCAUAUAUGAAAAGUUUAGCAUCAUGGGAGGAUUUGAUUCAUGCUGUUGAGAAGAUGAACUUAAGUCUGGAAACCAAGAAUGGAAAUUUUUUCACUCAAGAUGAAGUUUCAUUACUGGAGUUAGGGCAUAAAACAAGAUCGUAUUUGUUGUUAUUGGUGAAGAUGAAUUGCAUAGUUGUGGAGACCAUUGAUGGGUUGAUUUCUUAUAGAGUGUUGUAGGCACUACUCACUACUCAAGAGGGAGAAUUAUAAAUAAUUUGUGUGUUGAAGAGUUGCUAUAAAUGAAUAAUACUUGUGACAUUUUGAGUGUGUGUGUGUGUGUGUGUGAGAGAGAGAGAGAGAGAGAGAGAGAGAGAGAGAGAGAAAGAGAGAGUACAUGCUAAGAAGGUGAAAGCC
This is a messenger RNA of Lactuca saligna, 3567 nucleotides long. Lineage: Eukaryota; Viridiplantae; Streptophyta; Magnoliopsida; Asterales; Asteraceae. The record is from the annotation of a GenBank genome assembly.